AAACUCCGCGCUCGGGGCGACCUCCCGCGUCACGUGGUUGGGGUCGCGGCGGUGUCCUGGCCGGCAAAGGCUGGCUCCGCGACGCCUGACUGGGCUGUCGCCAAGGGGCCCGCGGGCCGUACGCCGUGGCAGGCGUCUCUAUUUUCUUUGCUUGUCGCUAGCCGGUGGGGGCGGAGCGGUGCGGCCGGGGCUGUCCGUCGCGGAAUCAUCUCAGCGUUCCGGGGCCCCGCCCGCACAGGCACCUGGUCGGACAGCUCUGGCGGGCCUUGUUCGCGGCGAUAUCCCGGCGUGACCUCGGGGUGCGCUGGUCGGGAGCGGCGAGCGGGCAGAUUUAUGUGUCGGAAGUGGGGCCGAGCUGGACGGCACCGGCGGCUGGUGGGGCCGACGCGGGCACCAUGGGGUUAGAAUACUUAUUCAAAAGGCCUUGAUAUGCUCCUCUCAUUUGUAGGAGUCCGUGAGUGCUGUGGUCUAGUAUGGAAAACUGCAUUUGGAAUAUUGCAAGCAAAAAAGUUUUUCCUUUCAGUGGUGUGAUAGGUGUACAGUUGGUGGUUACCAUGGUAAUGGCUAGUGUCAUACAGAAGAUCAUACCUCACUAUUCUCUUGCUCGUUGGCUUCUCUGUCGUGGCAGCUUACGGUGGUAUCAACAUCCCACUGAAGAAGAGCUGCGGAUUCUUGCAGGGAAGCAAAGAGGGAAAAGUAAAAAAGAUAGAAAAUAUAAUGGUCAUAUUGAAAACAAACCCUUAACCAUUCCAAAAGAUAUUGAUCUUCAUCUGGAAACAAAAUCUGUAACAGAAAGGGAUGCUAUUGCAUUGCAUUACUUUCCGGAAUAUCAGUGGUUGGUGGAUUUCACUGUUGCAGCUACAGUUGUUUAUGUGGUGACAGAAGCCUAUUACAGCAUUAUGAAGCCCUCACAAGAAAUGAAUAUCAGCAUAGUGUGGUGUCUGCUUGUCUUGGGUUUUGCAGUUAAGGUACUGUUUUCAUUAACUACCCACUAUUUCAAAGUUGAAGAUGGAGGUGAAAGAUCAGUCUGUGUCACCUUUGGUUUUUUCUUCUUUGUGAAAGCCAUGGCAAUACUCAUUGUGACAGAAAACUAUCUAGAGUUUGGAUUGGAAUCAGGAUUCUCGAAUUUCUCAGAAAGUGCUAUGCAGUUUCUUGAAAAACAAGGUUUGGAAUCCCAGGGUCCUGUGUCUAAACUAACCUUCAAAUUGUUCCUGGCUGUUCUGUGUUCACUUAUUGGUGCUUUUUUGACAUUCCCUGGCUUGCGACUGGCUCAAAUGCAUCUGGAUGCUCUGAAUUUAGCAACAGAAAAAAUAACACAAACAUUGCUACAUAUAAACUUCUUGGCGCCUUUAUUUAUGGUUCUACUGUGGGUAAAACCAAUCACUAAGGACUACAUUAUGAGCCCACCUUUGGGCAAAGAGAGCAUUCCUUUAAUGUCAGAAGAUACAUUUGAUACCAUCAGAUUGUGGAUUAUACUCUUGUUGUGUGUUUUACGGUUGGCUAUGAUGCGUCAUCAUUUACAGGCCUAUCUGAAUUUAGCCCAGAAAAGUGUGGAUCAGAUGAAAAAGGAAGCUGGUAGAAUAAGUAUGGUUGAUUUACAGAAAAUGGUGGCUCGGGUAUUCUAUUAUCUCUGUGUAAUUGCACUGCAGUAUGUUGCACCAUUGGUAAUGCUUCUUCACACAACUCUGCUCUUGAAAACACUAGGUAAUUAUUCUUGGGGCAUCUACCCAGGACUGAAUUCUGACACUCCAGUAGAAAACAGUCUGCUUCCCAGUUCUGUUUAUUCUGAGUCUCCACCUGCUGAUGGAAAGAUGAAAAUAACUGUAGUACAAAUAACAAUGGCUCUGGGAAGCCUAAAGAAUAUUUUCACUCCUCUCCUGUUCCGGGGACUCCUGUCUUUCCUCACUUGGUGGAUUGCUGCUUGCCUUUUUUCUACAAGCCUUUUUGGUCUCUUCUAUCACCAGUACCUGACUGUGGCAUGAACAAGUCAACUGACAGAGCAAAUGUGAGGUCAGAUUCUAGAUACAAUGUAUCCCAGCUACCCAAGAGGAGAUGACGAGAAAAGAAAACAAUAUAUGUGAAGAGAAAACAUAUCAUAAUUAUUUUUAAAGACUUCCUUGGUGUUCUCAGGGCGAAUAAUCUUAAAAUGUUUAAAAUUGGAACUGAGUUUGUUAUUUUUGUUACCCAAAUGGUAGGUAACUAAUUCAGUUAUAGUCCUGGAACUGACUGACAUUAUUGUAUUGUAGAUGGUGGAUGCUGAAAAGAUGUGACCUCUGAGUAUCUUGGUUUCCAUAAACAGCAAGCCAAACUCAAAAAUUUGUUUUUUAAGUAUCAACAGUCACUGACUGAACUGCAUUCAAAGGGUACUGGACAUAGUGAUGGUGGCUGCCUAUCGAUUAAGUCUUGAAACUGAGCCAUACAAGAGAAAGGAGAGAGAGGGGAUUUAAAAAAAAAAUUCUGUUGGAUAGCUGUUGAUCACUUUUCUCCUUGGAAAUUAAAAAUCCAACAGGACAAAAGAGGUACUGUAUAUUACAGUAAGGAAAGUUGUAUAAAAUAUAAAUUUAACAGGAGUGGAUGUAUGCACCUGACAGGUAUUGCUGCCUACAUAUUUUGCAGGAGUGCUUGUGCAGUAAGGAGAGAGUUAUAACAAAUACAUUAUUUCAGCCCUUGCAGUCAUUUUGAAGUAAUGGCCAUCUGUAUUGGUGCUAGUAUUGAUCCACACAUUGCAUCUGGAUCUUUUAAAUUUCUUCUUUUGAGGUAGUAGAUAAAUUCCACUGAGUUUACAAAAGAAUAGAAAAUAAUUAGUGAGUCAACAUUUCAAACAUUUCAAAACAAACAUUUCACAUGUCAAAUAUUUCAAAACAAAACAUUUUAAUCCUGCUGACUGCUAGUGUAUGUAUAUGUGUUAUGUACAUAUAUUAUAUAUCAACUAUAUAAAAAUAUAUAUGAAGGUAUGAAAUAUGGAAUCUUUAUUUUAAAUUCCUGAAUGUAUCUCACAGUGCUGUAGGAGAGGGGUGUAUGUGUAGCUAAUAAUUUCAAGAUUCCCUUUUGAAAUUAAACUUGUAAAUUUUUCUCUUUUUUCUCUUUUUUUUAAAUUUUUUUCUUUUUUUUUGAGUUCAGUUGAAAGAGCUAUUUGAUUUUUGUGCCUCUUAAGAGGUACUUAGCUAUACUAAAGAACUUAAAAUGUCUUGGGAAAAAAGAUCUACUUAAACUGUUAAUCUUGAAAUUUCUGUUCUGUCAAAUCAUCAUCUUUUGCCACUUUAAUCUGUGCUCACUUGACCAUAUAAUGGUAAUUAAUAUAUCUUGGCUUCAGAAAUAGAUUUUCUGUAUAAUAAAACAGCUGUGUAAUAAGAAAAAGAGCAAAGUAUUAACUUUACAAUUUUUGCCUAACUGGAUAGAUAUAUUCCAGUCAUAAAAUUAUUUACAGUUUUUCUGAUGUUUUGUGUAUUUGCAAAACAGGAAUGGGGAUUUAUAUGCAGUAGCUUUUUUAAACAGUAUGUAUUAAACUUCACAGAGGUCACUGGGUUUUUUAGCUAAUACCAGCUGUUUUUAUGUUACUGUUCUUUUUCUCUUGAAUUUGUGUACAGCUUUGGCAUAUAAUAAGCAUUUAUAAAUAUAAAAGCUUAACUAAAUUUUUAAUAUGUAGCAAACCUACCAUAUGGGAGAACAAACUCAAUGAGUGCAGAAAAUCAGGAUUUUAAGCUGGUGAUAAACUAUCUUGCUGUGUUGAAAGCCUUUUAAGUUAUUUAUUAGUUUAUUAAGUUGCAUUUAUUGGAGAAAGAUUUGUGUACAACAGCCUAGUACCUACUGCAUGUGUUUGGGACAUCUGAGAACACCUUGCAUGAUACUGCUGGUUUCAUUGCAGUAUUUCAGCGUGACUGGGACUGGAAGCUUUGUUGUUUUCACACCAACUUUUUGAAACUAAUAGGAACAAAGGCUUAACUGUGAAUUGGCCAAAAAAAUAAUAUUUGACCUCAUAGUUUCAAAUUUCAAGCAUUCCUUGGAAGUAUUUUUCAGAUGAAUAAUUGAAUGACAAAAUAUGACUGGUCCAAUAAUACUGCACCCAUUUUCAUAUUAGUUCAAGAUAUAUCAUUACAAGAUACAUCAUUACUAACAGAAUUACUAAGGUCAGCUUUUAAGUUAGAGUUAGGUGUUCAAUGCUAAACUUUUGUUCAGAAAAAUAAAACAAUGCAAAACUGUUUGUUUCUGACAGUGAACUUGCCUGAUGAAGUUCACUAUAUAGGAGAUGUAACCUGUUGUUGAAAAUCAGAAGGAGUAAAUUUUGGAUACUUGAGAAUACUUCAAAAUAAUGUUAAGCAACAGUUUUUGCUGACAUUGUCAUUCUGAAAGCUUGUAAGCAAAAGUGAACUGUAGUUAUAUAAUAAUGCAUUCGGCAAAAGUAAUAAGGAUCAUAUAGCUGAACUUCACAAAGCUUUUGCUAAGAGCUCAUGCUGACUUACUAUUCUGACAUCACACUGAUCACAGUGAAAAAUAGGCACCUAGUGUUACAAACAUGAAGAUCAGUUCUUGUAGCCACUGUGCUGUUCCAUUGUUCUACAGACCAUUGUUCUGCAGGAUUGAAUGGUUGACUUUCUGGUCAGCAUUGAGUGGGAGAUGGUCUUUCUUUAGAUCCAUUUAAUCCUGACAUGAGUCCAGAAGGCUUCUGAAAAACUAAAAUAUGGUAAUAAAAGCCUUUGAAACAUGUGGUGACAGUGAAACCAGAGGGACCAUAUUGCUAAGGUAGUGAGCAGUGCUUCUGACAAGUGAUAUGAUGUGAUAUGAUCAUAUCACAUAGUGAUCAUAUGUGAUAUGAUCAAAAAUGUGUUUUAUAGUAAAGUAGCAACCCUGAUAGUCCUGACUUCCAUAUAUAUUGUGUAAAGUUCAAAGGAAUACCUGCUUACUUCUGUAGUAAGUUCCUUUGAAACAGCAGCUGGCAAAUACUUUUUUUGUUUGUUUCAUGGAGACUUUAUCAGCACCUGGCGAUGGGGGUAAAACAUCUUGCAGAAAUGGGAAAGCAAUAAAAUGUGACUGAAAGGUUGGUAUAUGUUACUCAGGUUUCUGAAACAUUUUGUCUUGCUUUUUGUCCACUACUUAGUAAAAAAAUUGUAGAAUGGUUUGGGUUGGAAUGAACAUGGAAUGGAUCACUUUUCACCCAGACCAGGUUGCUCCAAGCCCCAUCAAACAUGGCCUUGAACACCUCCAGAGAUGGGCAGCCAUAGCUUCUCUGGGAAACCUUAUCUAGUGCCUCACUAUCUUCACAGGCAAGAGUUUCCCAUCUAACACCUAAUCUAAAUCUCCUCUCUUCUAGUUUAGAAGUGUUCCCCCUUGUCCUAUAACUCCCUGCCUGUGCAAAAAGUCAUUCUCCCUAUUUUUUAUAGGCCCUCUUUAACUAGUGGGAGGCCACAGUGAGAUUUCUCUUAGUUUCUGAGAGAUUUUAGAAGGAAAUGUUCCUUUGGCAAAGAAUCCAUGUCUGUUUAUUUCUUCUUAAAUUCAGAUCUCCCUUCCUCUCUUAGUGAUGCGACUUCCAUUGCUGAUCUACAGCGCUGUCCCUAUGUUCCCUUCUCAGAAUCAAGUAGGCUAAAUUAGUUCAAGAUUGUAUUUUGACUUCUGUUUAGUUUAAAUUUAUCUAUUUUUGAAGGAUUAGUUCCUUUAAAUAGUUCAAAUAACUUGAAAUUCCAUCUGAAACAUGAACAAACUUGUUAAAAUUUGUUUAAACUCUGCACUUUUAUUAUGUGGGUCCCUUAGUCAAAGGGUUAAGACAGUGAAAAAUCCAAGUCUUCCAGCAAGUUCAGGUCCAAACAUAACACUUGGGCUAUUUCUGAGCUAAGAGAAGUUGAUUAGGAACAGGAGAAUAGAUUAUAGAAAGCCUAUUCUUACAAUUUGUAGGUGACAUUCUCAGGCUGCACUUGUCUUCUUUUAAUUCCUUCUCAAGCCAUAGGUUAUGCCAGUUUUUGAGGUUUUCUUAGCUGUGCAGUCUUUCCCUCUAGAAUUCGCUUGCAUAAAGGAUCUACAGAUUAAAUAUUGGCAUCAGUACAAGAGAACAUCCUUGUACAGAAGAUACUUAACAGAAAAUUAAUUUCUGUUGCAGUUGUUGUUCUCCUUAUUUGGAUCACAAGUGCUGCAAGGUGUUUAAACAGAGAUACGUUCUUGCCUGGAUUGUAAAGUCAAACUUGUCUUAAGAACAAAAAUGCUACCAAGACAUCAGCGCAACAUUUAGGCAGCAUAACCUCACUCUAUGUAGUGGUUAGCAAGUACAGAAAUUUCAGCUAACUUCCAAGGAACAAUUCAAAGUACUGCGCUUCAUUACAGUAACUACACUUAAGUGGUAAUUGGCAUUUGGGAUAUAUCAAAUGGAAAAUUGAGCACAUCUGAUCUUAAAGCUGCAGAAAUGUUCUCUAAGGUAAAAGGCCUUAUGUCUCAUUAUUUUCAAAUAGUUGUGCUUUUCACAGAGAUAAUUUUGAUCAGUUUUUAAAUACUAUGCUUCAUGAUUUUUCUCAUGACACAUUAUGCACAUUAAUUUGUUUGACACAGCCCCUCCACACCCAGACUUAACCCCACAGUUAAUGUUGUCACUAUAAAGUUCCUAGAUACUUUUAUUUAAAGUUUAAGAAUUGAGUGCCCAGACAAAAUGGAGACAUUGAACAAGAAUGAGGCCAAAGAAUAUUGUAUGUUCUCUUGGAGGAAUCUGUUAUGCCUGAGCAAAAUCGUAAUGGAGGAAGGCAACAGCAGGUUAUUUGUAUCUUAAAUCAAUAUUAAAUAUGAAUUAUGAGUAAGACUGUUAUUUUUAGCAUCUGCCGCCUAAAUCCCAAAUGGUAAAUAAAGAGCAAUAUUUUGUUGACCUUGCAGAUGUCUACUCUAAAGAGCAUCUAGGCAACAGAUGCUUAGAAGCCAGAUGUCUGAUCUCACUAAGCAAGCUGAUUCAGAUUAGUCUGUCUGUGCUUCAGAGUGAUUUUUGUGCAACUCCUUUUUUAGGAAGACCUGCCAUGCUUUGUGACCUGUGCAGUACAUACAGUCAUGUGCUGUAUGAUGAAGUAGAUGGCGUGUCUCAUUUCCAUUCCUGAGUACCAGACUGAAAGGUCUUCCUGCUCUAGGUGAGAUCAUGAAGCCAACAUGUCAUUCCAGGCUGCUUUUACUGAUAUCUGUAUAUGCUGCAAUUAACUUUUUCCAGUCUCUCACUGUGGACUGCCAGGAGGGUAAUAUUGCACUGGAUAUUGUUUUGCAUGUCAGUGUAAAUGUAUUUUUAUACAUUUGAUUUCAAUGGUGUUUUUAAUGGAAAUUAUUUUUAAUCCUAAUACCAUGGAUCAUAUUUUCAUUUUUAAAAUUAGUGUCGGUGCCUGCAACUAGAAGUCAAAAACUUCUACACAUUUUUUUUUUAAAGCUUGAUGUUUAGGCUGAAGUAUUAACAGGUAUGCAGUUUUAUAGCAAAGUCCAAAAUCUACCUGUAAAUACCAGAUUUUUUCCAUGUGAUUACACAUCAGUCAAAAACCCUUAGAAUUUGUACUUGCAGUGUUUUUUCGCAACAACAUACAAUCCAUAUGACCCUGCUAUCCAUAAAACACACAUCUCAAAAGAGCUUUGAAUAGCUUUUUACAAACUCCUUAGUAGUUAGUCAUUAUUCUUUUAUUGUGCUGCAUUAUAUUUUUUAAAACCUGGCUUAAAUUUCCUUAAAGUCAGACUUAUUCUCUCUUAAAGUCUGACUUACUCUCUCUUCCUCUGUUCAUAGUAACUCUGCCUCCCAUAUGUGUUCUAAGUUUCCAAAAUACAUAUUUACAGUAUUUUUCAUAAAAACAUAGGACGAAGAAAAAGGCACCAAAAAUUGUAUUUCAUAACUGCAGUUCAUACCUGUGUCAUGAUGUGCCAACAGUUUUUAUUUUUUUAUUUUUCCUAUCUUUGGUCAUUCCUUUAUUCCAUUGUUAACAGUAUGCAAGGCUUUCUAGGAGGCAUUUAAAUGGAAAAAAAUUCUGUAAUAGAAGUUACUGAAAGCUGUCUAAUGUUUCAGUCUUCCCAUUUAUGUGAGCAAAUAUUAAUGCAAACAUGCUAUUAAAUAAUUUCAGCCUAAAAUUUCUCAUAAGGUAGACAUGUUACUACAAAUUGCAGAGAGAACAUCUUCCAAGUUGUAAAUAUUUUACUUUAAGACUUUAAGUCUUCUGCUUGUCUCAUUGUUGCUGGGAACACACAAAUUCAAUGUUGUUCUUCAGUUAAUAAUCUUUUUCUUUUUGUCUUUAAGUGAAAAGCACAUAAUACUUUCUACUCUCAAAUAAAGACCUAAGACAAAAAGAUUUCCCUACCUUCAUUUAAGUAUUUGCCAAAUAGAAAAGACUCUGAUGUUAUAUAUGUACAUUUUAGCUUCCUAUUACUGCUACAAUACUGUUAAAAUAUGAUUUUUAUAAUUAGAGCUUUACAAGUACUAAGACUGUCAUGCUUCACAAUGAGGAUGGUGUCAAGUGGUGUUUGCAUUAUAUGGAUCUGGUAUUGCAUUACCUGCUGUUUAAAAACAAAUUGCCUCCUAUGCUUUUAAAUGUUCAUCAGGAUCUGUGAUCAGAACAGCACAGCACAAGUUGAAAAAGCUCACUUUGGGGUGUUUUUUUGGUUAUUUUGAAGCUUUUUAAGUGAUGUGGAUAAUACUUGGGUACAACUACUACAGCUAAUAAACAACCUCCAGUAAUAUUCUUUUUGUACACUGUAAAGUGCCUAAUCGUGGGUGAUUCUGGCAGCCCUUGAAAUAAGGUUUGCUAUGAAAUUAUUUUUUCCAUACAAUUUUUGGCUUAUGUAAUAUCCAUGUGUGGUUUUGUGCUACUUAUUACAUAUUGGAAACAAGAUUUUGAAGAAAUCUUUUCCAUUCCUCUUGCUUAAAUGGUAAUCUUAACAAUUUUGCCCAUAUCUGACUGAUAAUUGAACACACCUAAUUUAAAUUAACACCCUCCCUCUGCCACCUUUGCAUUGUCUUAUUCAUGACUGAGGGCAAGUGUUUACAAGAUUUGGAAUGGUUUGACUUACAAAGUUCUGUAGUGACACCUGGUGUUAAUUAUACCCCAGGCACAUGGGUGAUUACAGCCAGGUAAGUAGUUCUGCUUGGGCUCAGAAAGGCAACACUGAAGGUCACUGAAGCCUUAUGGAUUUGGAGCACAAAGAGCACAAUUGUGAUACCGCUGACACCAAGCUUCCAAAAGUUACACCUUAAAGAAUUUGUACAAUUCUGUUAGAAUAUUCAAUAGUGAAACCACCCUUACUCUGAAACUACUUGUCCACCUUCAGGAAUGCAAGAGCUGAAGGUAGAACCUGACUGGUUCAGCAAUGAGGUUAAAAAAGUGAGGAAACAACAGGCCCCUGCUCCUGAGUUAAUUAUACAUUCUGCAUGUGAAAUGCUUGUAAGUUGAGAUGGUGUUGCUGAUUCAAAUCUACCAAAGGAAGCCUUCUGAGGAAGGCUUGUCAAAGCAUGUUGAGCUUUUAGCUCUAAAAAGUGGCUAUAGAAAUCUGUACUGUAUAUAGUACACUGUUUGGGAAAACCUGGUACAGUAAGCUUGCUAAAUAUUUCCUUACACUUUUUUAAGAAGUUACAUUACAUUUUUUACUGUAGAGCAUUUAAGAAGCUAGUUUUGCCUUGCUCAUUUUAUAUUAAUGUGAAAUUAAUAAGAAUUGGUUUGUCAUUUAAAUGCCUAAAUUUCUUUAACAACAGGAAAUUUCACAAAACUGAAGCAAGGUUAUACUUUCUUAUUCCCUAUUCAUUUUGUUGAAAUGUUACAGUUUAACUCCACUUUUAUAAUGCACACAUUAUUAAAAUUAAAUUUAUGUCUAUUAGUUGCUCAUGGUAAUACCACAGCAAAUCUAAGAGAAACUGUGAUAUCUGCUGUUUAUCAAGUGGCUCCAUCUACUUAUUUGCCUUUGUAAAGCGUUAACCCAUGUUGGACAUAUAAUGUCUACUGCAGUAAUGUUCCUAUAGUAUUGUAGUAUCCUUACAUGUACUCUGCAUGCCUUGCACUUGUGCACUGUAAAGAAUUAAAAACCCCCUUUAUUUUAUAUAGGUUUUCCCAUAUCCAAGAUAAGACAAUUUCUAAAGCCAAAGAUCAAUAAAUGUUUGUCUACCA
Molecule: messenger RNA, 10085 nt
Organism: Motacilla alba alba
Lineage: Eukaryota; Metazoa; Chordata; Aves; Passeriformes; Motacillidae
Gene: TMEM161B
Product: transmembrane protein 161B
Exons: 13
Coding region: 474-1982 (502 amino acids)
Source: RefSeq, a predicted model, not a curated record